AUGUUGGUGCGAGAGCCCGGAGACCCCCGGGGAGCCCAGCCCACACCCCGAGACCCUUCCUCUGGUGCCGGUCACAGCACGACCUGCCCAGCCCUCAGCAUGAUGAUGACGGCGCAACAAGGCUGGCGUCCCACCACUAUCCUGGGCGAGUGGACCUACGUCGCCGGUGCCUCCAAGUACCCCCCUCACCUGAAAGAGCUGAAGGAGAUUAAAUACGCGACAUUCUCCUUCUCCCCCGGCCGACACGAGAACGAGCUCAACACCACCGAGAUCAUGAGAGUGAACGAGACGUGCGUGAGGACGAACAGCAGCAAGAUCCUGAUCUUCCAGCACAACUCCACCCUGAUGCACGUCUAUGAACAGGUGCAUUCCACGGCCCACCUGAUCCAGACCGACAAGGACCUGCUGCUCCUGCAGCACCGCAACGGCAACGUCCCGGGUCUGAGCCUCUCGGCGCGGACACUCAACGUGAGCAAGGAGCAUCUGGAGGAGUUCAAAGCCCACCUCCACUGCCUUGGCUUCACCGAGGACGAGGUGUUCUUCGUGUCCGAAAAGGUCCGAGCCCUUCCCGAGGCCAUGGCCAGGGUCAUCACCAUCCUCGGCCUCGUGGCACUGAUGCCCGCGACCGCCGUCCCCUGCAGAGCCCCGCGCCUGGACAACACCACGGCAUCGAAGCCCGGUGCCGGGGACCGGGAGCUGCUCGUCACCCAGCACGUGGCCGCGGGGGACCAAUGUCUGACCAACAACUCCACCUACUUCGAGGUCGCUGCCGGUGACGCCAUGCUGGUGAAGCACGCCGAGCGCCAUCAAAUCAUGGGGACACUGAUGAACCUCAGCUCUGAAGAUGUUUUACUCAUCCAGUACCAACCGCAGGGGGAGAGGACGUAUUUGGGACUGUAUCUCUACGCCCGAAACCUGAGUGCGAGCACAGCCCACCGGGAAGAGUUCGAGCGCCGCGCCAAGUCCCUGGGGCUGAGCGAAGAGCGGAUCGUGUACGCGCCAUGGAAAAGGACUUCUCCCCAGCGCCCGCUGGCACGUGAAGAGCACUGGCUCAGCAGCGGGGUCUGCUGA
Opisthocomus hoazin is the source of this 1071-nucleotide messenger RNA. The record is from RefSeq and is a predicted model, not a curated record. Lineage: Eukaryota; Metazoa; Chordata; Aves; Opisthocomiformes; Opisthocomidae.